This is a messenger RNA of Patella vulgata (common limpet), 8667 nucleotides long. Its product is annotated as protein PALS1. The transcript is spliced from 12 exons. Gene Ontology annotation, molecular function: protein binding. Lineage: Eukaryota; Metazoa; Mollusca; Gastropoda; Patellidae. Bases 521 to 3091 code for a protein of 856 amino acids. Gene Ontology annotation, biological process: establishment or maintenance of polarity of embryonic epithelium; protein localization to plasma membrane; morphogenesis of an epithelial sheet. The record is from RefSeq and is a predicted model, not a curated record. Gene Ontology annotation, cellular component: adherens junction; plasma membrane.
UUACUGGCAUAGUUGACUAAAUGAAAGGAGUUGCAGUCAGUGGUUGUCGAGACUGGAUCAGCUCGAGUCGUACAACCUGAAGACUCCAAAUUAAUUUAAAUUGUGGAUUUUAACUGUUUGAGUGGAUUUUAUUCCCGGUUUUAAUGAUUGUGGAUAUUUUUACCUGUGUGAUUCUAUAUUUAGUUGAUUAGUUCAGGUGUGUUGUAAAGUAAAGGUGUUCAGCUCAAUCAAGGUGUGUAGGUGACAUUCAACUUACCUGAACAAGUGAAGUAAUCUAUAGCUACCUGUAUCUAACAGUAUAUUUGACAAGAAUAAGGAUUACUUUGUGUGAUUUCAAUUUAUUUAUUUUCAGUGUAUAAAAUCUAAGGCUAUAUGUCUGAGAGUAAAACGAAGAAGAAAAGGUAAGAAAGUUGCUGAUAUUGACAGAAUUCAUGAUGCGUAUAUCAUCGCGUCUGAUCCAGGAACCAAGAGAAAAUUGGAAAAAUUCUCCACAACGCAACACGUUAUUGACCCAGUGGAUAUGACCAAAGUUGAUGACGCAAAACAUUCACUGAAUCAUCACGAUAAAACAGCUACGAUAAACUCUGAAUUAGUGUUAGUGGAUAAUCCUGUCUACAUGGCUUCGUUAGAAAAACCGCGUAAAUAUGUCAACGGUCAUACGCGUAAUGGUGAUGUAAACGGCUCGUCAGAAUAUAUCGAAAUGAAUGGAUAUUCAGAAACAGAUAACAUGCCCUUAAAAGGCAAAUCAAAAAAUAAAAAGGAAAAAAAUCAGAAAGCUGUCAGCAACCCGGAUACGUUGUUGAUCGAGAAUAUCGUGAAGCAAGGUUUGACCAAUGGUCAAGGACGAAUGGACAGCAAUAAUUCGUUAAAUUUGGCCAAAGACAAUAUGUACGAUAGUGACAACAUAAUGCAUAGUGCCGAAAACUCGUUUGAAAUGAAUAAUUCGGGUCCCCAUCGAGAAAUGGCUAUAGACUGUCCGGAUAGUUUUGUGGGGACCGCGAAGGUUCCACCCGUUUAUCCUCCUCCCCAAACUUAUAACAGUCUUCCCCACACAAAACAUAAUAAAAAUCAUAAUGCGAUGAAAAAUACGGACUCCUUACAAAAUAUUCACAAAUCGUCAACGCAACCAAGUAACGACCAGUUGGAUAGAAUACGCAGACAUCAGGAAGAACUACGCAAACGGAAGGAAGAGGAGACGAAACAUUUAAAAGAGGAAGAAUUUUUACGGACAUCACUACGGGGAUCUAAAAAGCUGCAAGUGUUAGAGAAACGACAGCAGCCACCUAUUGGUAUAGAUAAUUCAGCAUUCAUGGUUGCCGAUGACGACAGUCCAGAUGGUGUAUCCCCCGCUAAAAUUGCUCUGACAGAUAACAGAUAUAUGAAGAAAAACAUCGGUAUUGAAGAAUUAUUUUCGUCGUUGAAUCACAUCAGAAGUCGAAUAAACACGGUGGAAAAUAAAGAUGACAUUACGUUCUUACGCACAUUAUUUCACAAUAGUCAGUUUCAACAGGCUGUCGUAAUACACAAUAAAGUUGUUGAAGUGUCGUCACGGAGUCCACCACUCUAUGCGGUGUCUGGUCACAGUCAAGAUAACGUUAAUGAUGUUUUUACGCUGUGUGGCGACACGAGGGAGCCAUAUGUCGUGGAAUUAUUAACCAUACUUAAUAAACCUAAUAUUAAGGGAUUAUUACAUGCCCAUGAUGAAAUCGCAGGUUUCCAGGCCGACCCAAUCACGGAGGAUGUCUUACGAGAGGAUGCGUUGGAUUAUCCGUUACUUCAAUAUGGCGAGGACAGCGUGAAGAUAAUCCGUCUAGAGAAAUCUAACGAACCUUUGGGAGCUACUGUUAAAAACGAAGGUGAUUCUGUUAUUAUUGGUCGUAUUGUGAAAGGUGGAGCGGCAGAAAAAAGUGGGUUAUUACAUGAAGGUGAUGAAAUAGUUGAAGUAAAUGGUAUUGAUAUGAGAGGUAAAAACGUUGACGAUGUCUCCGAGAUAUUAGCUAAUAUGAGUGGUACUAUAUCAUUCAUGGUUAUACCAGUUACGCAAGAAGUUAUCCCCCCUUCUCCCCCCCAACGAACACCAACUGUACAUCUACGAGCGUUGUUUAAUUAUGAUCCUGAAGAUGAUAUGUAUAUACCAUGUCCUGAGUUGGGUAUAUCGUUUAUGAAAGGUGAUAUUUUACACGUAAUUAACCAGGAAGAUCCACAUUGGUGGCAGGCGUAUCGUGAAGGAGAACAAGAACAACAAUCAUUGGCUGGUUUAAUACCCAGUAAAACAUUUCAAGAACAACGUGAAGCUGCAAUGCACGUGUUAACACCAGAUGGCAAGGAGAAUAAGAAGAAAGGGAAAUCGUGCGCUUGUGGUAAAAAAGAUAAAAAGAAGAGCAAGAAGAAGAAGAAACAAUCCUUAUAUAGCGGUAGUGGUGAAGAUACGGAGGAAUAUUUAACGUAUGAAGAAGUGAUGAGAUAUUACCCACAACCCAACAGAAAACGACCAAUUGUUCUCAUUGGACCAGCAAAUGUUGGUCGUCAAGAAUUACGAGAUCGGUUAAUUAAUUCCGAUAUGGACAGAUUUUCCAUCAUAGUUCCACAUACGAGUCGACCUAAGAAAGCUGAUGAAACAAACGGAAAGGAAUAUCAUUUUAUUUCCCGGGCAAUAUUCGAACAAGAUAUACAGGAGGGUAAAUUCGUGGAGUAUGGAGAAUUUGAGAAGAAUUAUUACGGAACAACACUGGCCGCUAUACGACGUGUCAUUCAUCAGGGCAAAAUAUGCAUACUUAAUCUGGAACCCGAGUCGUUAAAGAUAAUGAGAAGUUCAGAUUUAAAACCCUAUGUGAUUUCCGUCCAUCCAGGAAAUCUCGAAAAACUUCGACAAAUUCACAUCAAGCUGGGUAAAUCUCGAACAACUGAUGAUGAGUUAAAACAGAUAAUUGACGACGCCCGAGAAAUGGAAGAAGUUUACGGCCAUUACUUCGACUAUGUUUUAGUCAACACAGACAUGGAUCUGGCUUAUGAUGAAUUAUUGAUGGAAAUAAAUCGUAUCGAGGUGGAACCACAGUGGGUGCCACAGGAAUGGGUGCAUAAUUUCAUGUGAACAGAUUUAUACGGCGUUGAUAUAUGACGAGUGAUCGGAAAAUUUAUUAUUUAUGAAAAAUUAAAUCGGCGUAAUUUUUUUUAUCAACUUCCAAAAUCUGGAGACGAUGCAAAGGAGAAAUAAACCAGUGUUAAUAUAUGACGAGUGAACGGAGAAUUUAUUAUUUAUGAACAAAUUAAAUCGACUUAAUUUUUUAAUCAACUUCCAAAAUCUGGAGACGACAAUAUUUAGGAGUAAUAAACCAUGGAUCAGGAUUUUAAUCAUUCAGCGAAUUAAAAACUUUGUCGCAGAUGAUUUUCACGUGAUUAAUGAUUUACGAACAUAUCAUCAGUGUAAACAUAUGACAAGAGAUUUAUGAAUGAAUUUAUGUUAAUAACAACAACUUCCAUUAUACGAGUGUUUAACGUUGGAAACCAUAUAUUCAAAUAAAAAAUGUUAAUAAAAUACAGGCGUUUUUCAUGGAGAGUUUAAAGUGGGAAACUAUAUUUUCAGAGUAAUAAAUGUUGUGUGAUAGACAUGGUGAAACUAUGACGAUAUUUAGACAGAGAUUAAAAUCUUGAAGAUAGAAUUGUGAAUUUUGAACACGUAGCAUACACUUGAUAAUCUUCUGGUUUUUCUUGGGACGAUGCACUUCAAAUAAAAGCCUAAGGCUCCACCAAUUCCAGUAUGAUCGACAUGAUACUUGGCAUCCUUGUUCUUUAGACAAUUGCGCAUUGAUUGGCGGAUUUAGUUUUUUAAUCUGGCGUUGAAAUUCAAAUGUCUACGAUAACGUCACCUCAGUUUGUUGUUCAUAUUUGUUAUAUCCUAAAUUAAUGUUGACGUCAUAUAUCCCUUACUUAAAACCCAUUCUUGUAGCAAACCAAAGUGUUGUGGAUCAUUUUUAAUCAGAAAACAUCCAACUUCAACAAAAUAUCAAAAUUUAAAAUAAUCAAGACUUUAAAUAAACAAAACUGUGAGAUGAGAGGUUUCGAAGAUAGAUUUCUUUAGAUGGUGUUUGUGUCACAUUAACCAACUGUGGAAUACGAGCAAGACAGAAAUGGAAUAUAUGUAUAAAUGGUUGUUUUUGAAAUAUUAUAAAAAAAUAAUAUCAAAAUAACAAUUGAUAAAUGUAGGUGAUGUCCGUAUGAUCGAGAAUUUUGCAAUCGAUAAAUUCGGCACAAUAAUUUGGUCUUCCACUUUUUUAUCUUCGUCCUUUGUCAAGUCUUCCAAGUGACGUAAAGAUGUUGAAGUUAUAAAAGACGAAAAACAAUCUUCACAUGUACGAAGCCAUGAACAUGUUUGAACAGAGAUGAAAUUAAAAGGUUAUGACGGAACCUGAAACAAAGGGGGAGAACUCUGUUGAGAAUAAACGCUACUUUGCGAACAUAAUUCAAGUUGAUUUUAAUAAAAACGUCUACUUGAGAUGUGAAACGCUACGGUGAUUGAGAUGAUCAGUUUAUAGGGUGGCCAACAGGGAUAGGAUCGGUGUUUGAAACUACAGCUGUUUAUAGCCGGGAAUAGAAAGCUUUUAUGACAUCUAAAAGCCUUCAACAAAUUGUAAGAGGCCUCAUGAUACAGAAGGCCUGAAAGACUUUUAUGAGUAGCUGUCCGAAGAUCCUCUUCAGACUCCUAAAUGUUUUUAUACAUAGAAUAUGGUGUGUUGGGUAUUUGAUGGCUACAGAUACGUCGAUGUGUCAGGCUCGUCUGUACGACUAGGCGUACAUGUAUACGGUGUGUCAGGCCCACUGGUAUGUGUAGGCUACAUGUCGGGUUCAUCUGUAUGUAAAGUCUACAGUUACUUCGAUGUACCUGUAUGUAAAGUCUACAGAUACUUUGAUGUAUCAGGCUUGCUUGUAAGGGAAGGCUACAGGUCACCCUCAUCUCUAUGUGAUGGUUACAAAUGUACAAUGUAUCAGGCUAGUUGGUAAGGGAAUGCUACAGGUACUAUAUUAUAUGAAGUGUCGAAAGCGUCUGUAUAGUAUGUGUAUGUACGACGUACGUGUAUGUGAAGGGUAAAGGUACAGGUACUAAGGGGUGUCAAGGUCAUCUGCAUAUAAGGGUACAGGUACUACUAGGUGUCAAGGUCAUCUGUAUAUAAAGCAUACAGGUACUACGAGGUGUUAAGGUCAUCUGUAUAUAAAGCAUACAGGUACUAGCUGUCGAGGUCACCUGUAUAUAAAGGUAUAGGUGCUACAAGCUGUCAUGGUCGUCUGUAUAUAAAAGGUACAGGUACUACCAGGUGUCGAGGUCACCUGUAUAUAAAGCAUACAAUUACUACCAGGUGUCGAGGUCGUCUGUAUAUAAAGUAUGAAUGAGGCAUAAAAAAUGGGUAGAUAUAACGAUAAGAAUGAAUUGUGAUUUUAUUUUUUAGCAUAUUAAAUUUUUUACAGUUUCAGAGAUUUAUAUGUAUAGAUAUUAUAAUCAUUAUUGAAUUUAUAACAAAUAUACCAUGUACAUUCAUAUCACGUAGCGAUCAUUUAUAGCAAAAAUAUCUUAUCGUGUACAUUCUUAUCAUUUAGCCGCCAUUAAAGAUACAUUAUGUAAGAUUUAGAUAAAGAACUGGACGUUCUUGCUAUAAUAAUUUAAAGAUACAUUAUAUAAGAUUUCGAUAAAGAGCUGGAUGUUCCUGCUAUAAUAGUUCAAAAAUAGAUAAUGAAAAAUUAAUAUAUUGAAGAUUUCAGUCAAAUUACUUUAUUCUGAACGAAGUUAUGAGUGUUUGGACAGGGUGUUCUAAUCCAUUCUAUACCUAAGCCAUCUGAUGGUCCAGAAAGUUGAGUAUGGACUUGUCAUGCAAUUUCAUGGGAAUAAACGUUUAAAUGAUAAUUUAUACAACAUUUGAAACCAGAAAAAGAACUUCAGUAGCAAGAUUUAGCUCUUACAUAAUUCAUUUUUUAUAGCAAAAAUAUUGUGUAGCAAUCAUUAAUAGCAAAAAAAAAUAUUGUGUAGCAAUCAUUGAUAGCAAAAAAAAUAUUGUGUAGCAAUCAUUAAUAGCAAAAAAAAAUAUUGUGUAGCAAUCAUUGAUAGCAAAAAAAAUAUUGUGUAGCAAUCAUUAAUAGCAAAAAAAAAUAUUGUGUAGCAAUCAUUGAUAGCAAAAAAAAUAUUGUGUAGCAAUCAUUAAUAGCAAAAAAAAAUAUCAUGUAUAUAUAAAUAUAUAUAUCACCUUGUAAUCAUUUGUAUUCAUGUUUGAUAACAGAAAAUAACAUUUGACAAAACUUGGCUAUACCAUUCAUAUUGUUGUCCGGUUCGUAAGGUCAUAGAAAUAUAUAUAUGUAUCAGAAAUCAUUUUUGUAAUUUAUUUGUACUUACCUGGUAUUGUUUUUUGGCUACUGGUAACCAUAGUUAUCAGAUUCUUCUGUCUAUUUCUGUUCUAGAUAAUAAUACCAUCAGUCCUGGUAGGUAAUUAAAAAGGUUAACACUGACUAUAUCAACAAAGGGUCUUAGAACUUCACAUUCCCUAGAUGUACGUGACAAGGAUUAGGGUCGCCUGUCCAACCUCAUGGGUUUUCUCCCACUCUGCAUUCUUGUUGAAGUCGGGGAUUAGCAUCUGUUACGGUGCAUGGUAAACCACUAGAAACAUUAACGCUGAUUGAUUAAUCAAUGUCUUGAUGUCAUAGGGUCAAAAGCCACUUGUAUGAGGUCUAAUGCGACCUUCCACUAAUAUUGGUCAGAUCUUCAUGUAUUAGAGGCCAUCGAAAGUAUAAAAAAAAACGAAACAAAAUAUAGAUCUGUAUUCUAAUCAGAUUGAAAAACGUCAAAAAUGAACUGAUUGACAAAUAUUUUGUAUUGAAAGUUUUAGUUAAACAUUUGAUCACCUGUUGACCUGUAAUAGAAUCCAUUAUACCUGUUGAUUUGAUCACCUGUAACAGAAUCCAUAUACCUGUUGAUUUGAAAGCAAUGAAAACAUAUAUUUAUAAAAUGCUCAAGUAAUUGAUAUUAAUUUUGUUGUGUUUAUUGGCAAUAAAUGACCUAUGUUGUGACAAGGGUAUUGAGUAUAUUUCAUUACUUUGUAUCAUUUAAUUGUGAUUUUUUUUUUUAUAUAUAUUUCUAUAUUUUAUGUUUUGUCAUAAUUAUUUCGUAGAUAUUGUAUAAUCCAAAUAGUGCUUAGAUCAUUCAUUACUUACUUGUAUAGUUACAUUCCUUAUUAUAUCGGUGGGGUGGGGGGGGAUUUUGAAUAUUAUUCACCAUAUGUUCGAUUGGGCAUAUUCCUAGUUGGACAAUUUAGGACGUUUUAAAAUAGCGUCGGACAUGUCCGGAAUAUACGGGCGAAAUCCCAUCACUGGUUGUGUGGUAUUAAUCCAUGGGGUGGGGGAGGGGGUGAUUAUUAUUCACCAUAUGUCCGAUUGGGCAUAUUCCUAGUCGGACAAUUUAGGACGUUUUAAAAUAGUGUCGGACAUGUCCGGGAUAUACAGGCGAAAUCCCAUCACUGGUUGUGUGGUUGAAUGGACUAACGUUUGCACUUUGGAUCAUAAUCUCUGUCAUUGAGUCAUGUGGAAUGGUUUUGAUUCCCUGUAUGUACGUGACAAGUAGUGAGGUCACCUGUCCAACCCCGUGGGUUUUCUCUGGUUUCAUUCAACACUGAAAAAAAAACCUACGUUCAAGAAAAUUAUUGAAAUAAAAUCAAAUGAUAUGUUAGUCUCGAAAUGACCUAGUUUAUGUCAAGUGGAGGUUAAACCCCAUUUCUUUCUCUAACUGUAUCUGGUUCAUUAGGCCACCCUCUUUCUAUACUCUCCAACAAGAAAGAAGGGUGUAAGAUGUAUGAUGUUAAAAUUUGGGGGAUGGGGUGCUUACUCAUUUAAUUUCAGCGCCAGAGACUUGUAUAUUCAAGUCCUUUCUGACAGGGGAGCAAUCAUUGUUUGGUUACCAGGAUACCGCUUUAAACAGUUUAAAAGAUAGACGUCAAUAAAACAGUUUAAAAGAUAGACAUCUAUUAAACAGUUUAAAAGAUAGACAUCUAUUAAACAGUUUAAAAGAUAGACAUCAAUUAAACAGUUUAAAAGAUAGACAUCAAUUAAACAGUUUAAAAGAUAGACAUCAAUUAAACAGUUUAAAAGAUAGACGUCAAUAAAACAGUUUAAAAGAUAGACGUCAAUUAAACAGUUUAAAAGAUAGACGUCAAUUAAACAGUUUAAAAGAUAGACGUCAAUUAAACAGUUUAAAAGAUAGACGUCAAUUUAACAGUUUGAAAAGAUAGACGUCACUUGAACAGUUUAAACAGAUAGACGUCAUUUGAAUAGUUUAAAAGACUUAGCUUAUAUAAACAGUUUAAAAGAUAGAUGUCAUCUAAACAUUUUUCGAUCACAGGUCCAAUAUGGCAGUGGUAACAUAAUGCUCGUUUCCUGCUCCAUUAAGUUGUUUUCUCUAUCAGAUGUGGUUUAAACAGUUUAGAAGGUGUAGAAUGUGAUACACAUUUAAAGGUUGUAAAAUAAUGUAAAUAGUCCAUGUAUUAAAUAGUUUUAAUAAACGUUUUCUAUAUUUGAACACCUGUCUGUACUUGUAUAUACCAUGGUUUUUUUAAUAUGUGUUAUAUAUAUAUCUAUUUUAUAUACGAUAUUAUUAUUAUUAUUAUUAUUAUAAACUCAGAUCUAUAAAAAAUAAAA